AUGGCGCGAAUAAAGAAUUCUCAAGCCCAGGCAGAGCUGGUCGGUGAAUGGUCGAGGACGAGGAGAGCCCCCACCAAGGGACGCGAGGUCUGUCUGCCGCCUCAUCCUGCUCCAGCCAUGUCGAGCGAUGCUGUGCCGCUAGAAGACCGCUCAGGAUCCCCCGGACGACCCUCUCUGUCCUCAGAACCGAUCUCACCGUCACACACUCCCCUUCGAACCGCCGAAUACGAUGAACAUCCGAGCGACGAGGAGGACGCGGCAGAGGGACUCUUGGCGCGCGCAGAUGGCGCAGCAGGGGUGGAAGAGAAGCAUGCAGGCUUCCCACGACGAGCUCGCGCACGAACAGCCUCGUUCUCCUUCGAUUUCAGCUCGCGACUCCUCCAACUCGAGGCUUCGGACGAGCUUUCGUCGGCAGAGCGCGGAGUGAAUGGCGGCAAGGUCAAGGAGCACGUCUCGUUCGUCGGUGGCGUGGCUUUGAUCGUCGGGAUUGUCAUUGGGUCGGGCAUCUUCUCCUCGCCAGGCGUCGUUGCGGCAGAGACGGGCAGCGUGGGAACGGCGUUACUUGUCUGGGCGAUUGCAGUCGUCCUCUCUUGGGCAGGAGGGUCGAGCUUCGCCGAACUAGGCACGGCGCUGCCAGGAAACGGCGGCCAUCAGGUCUACCUGAACGCGGCAUUCGGCCCUCUCGCUGCCUACUGCUACUCCUUCUCGGCGGUCACUGCCCUCAAGCCCGGCUCACAAGCCAUCAUCUCCCUCAUCUCCGCCGAAUACCUCUGCCGCAUCUUCUGGCACACCGCGUUCGAACCCGAUCCUCGCGCAGCCGUCCGAACCAUCCCGACCGUCGCCAUCAAGCUCGUCGCGAUCGCCGGUCUCUUCCUCAUCUCCGCCGUCCACGCCUGGAGCACCAAGGCGGGCACUCGGACGCAGCUAGUCGUGACGGUCUUCAAGGUUCUCGCCCUCCUACUCGUCUUCAUCGGCGGUAUCGUCUACCUCAUCACCGCCAAGCCAGCCUCCGACUUCUCGUUCAGCGGGUCCUCGCACAAGCCGGCGGGUUACGCACUCGCGCUUUUUUCGGCGCUCUGGACGUUCGACGGCUGGGAUGCCGCCAACUAUGUCGCCAAAGACGUCGCACCGGGCGUCUUACCGCUUAUGAUCAACAGCAGCAUGGCUGUGAUCGUCGUCCUCUUCCUCGCCGCCAACGUGUCCUACUUCCUUGUCCUCCCUUUCGACAUCGCAACGGCGACGACGACAAUCGGCCUCGACUUCGGCCGCGCGCUGGCUGGUCCCGUUGGCGGCUUGCUGUUUGCGAUUGUCAUCUCGAUAUCAGCUCUUGGUGCUCUCAACGGGACGCUCUACACUUCCUCCCGCCUCAUCGUUGCAGCGAGCGAGCAAGGCUUCCUCCCUCGCGCUUUCUCCAACUUCCACAAGGGCCGCAAAACGCCAAUCAACGGCAUCCUCCUCAGCUCCACUCUUUCGACCAUCUUCAUCUGCCUUGGCGACUUUUCCAGCUUGACCCUCUUUUACGGCGUCGCCGCAUGGACGUGGAACUUUUCCGCCGUGAUAGGGCUGCUCGUCUUGCGGAGAACGGAACCGACUCUCAAGCGACCAUACCGCACCUUCCUCGUCACGCCUAUCCUGUUCGCAAGCACGGCACUCUUCCUCAUCGUCCUCUCUUGCUUCUCGCGACCGAUCCAAUCGUUCGCUGCGUUCGCCUUCUGCGUGGCGGGCAUUGCGCCGUUCUUUCUGCAUGUCCGGCAAAGCGAACCUCGCGCGAACGACGGCUUAGAAAUGACAUAG
Rhodotorula toruloides NP11 is the source of this 1794-nucleotide messenger RNA. RefSeq names its product solute carrier family 7 (L-type amino acid transporter). Gene Ontology annotation, molecular function: L-amino acid transmembrane transporter activity. The coding region runs from base 1 to 1794 and encodes 597 amino acids. The transcript is spliced from 7 exons. Gene Ontology annotation, cellular component: membrane. The record is from RefSeq and is a predicted model, not a curated record. Gene Ontology annotation, biological process: amino acid transmembrane transport. Lineage: Eukaryota; Fungi; Basidiomycota; Microbotryomycetes; Sporidiobolales; Sporidiobolaceae.